AUGAAUACGAAUGAUGAUACACAAGUUAAAAAUGCUCAAUCGUCUAAAUCACGUAUGAAUCGAAUUCCAAAUGAGGAAAUGGCAAAGGUGAUGAGUUAUCCAUGGGAUCCUUUACAUUCUUCUGAUUGGGAUGAAUGCAUUCCAACUACUAUCUGUUUAAGAAGAAUUCAACGUGAUAUUUCUUCCAUGCUGAAAGGUUCUCCGCCCGGAAUGUUUAUUGAUACUGAUCCUGAUAAUAUCACAAAGAUUCAUGCUCUUAUAAUCGGUCCGUCUGAUACACCAUAUGAAAAUGGAUUCUUUUAUUUUAUAAUACGUUGUUCACCUAACUAUCCAUUUCAACCUCCUCGUUGUCGUUUCAUGACAACUGCAAAUAAUACAGUUCGUAUGAAUCCAAAUCUUUAUCAAAAUGGCAAAGUUUGUGUAUCCAUUCUCGGUACUAUGACUGGACCAUCAUGGACUCCAAUUCUAACUUUGGAAUCCUUAAUUCUUUCGAUUCAAUCGUUGUUGUCCGAAAAUCCAUACCAUAAUGCACCAGGUUUUACAAAAGAACGUCGAUUAGGUGAGUCGAAAGCCUAUAAUGAAACACUAAAACACGAAACACUUCGUGUUGCUGUCUGCGAAAUGCUUGAAACUACCAAUGUAGUGCCACAACAAUUACGGUAA
Messenger RNA from Rotaria sp. Silwood1, 663 nucleotides. Lineage: Eukaryota; Metazoa; Rotifera; Eurotatoria; Philodinida; Philodinidae. The record is from the annotation of a GenBank genome assembly.